UUCCUGUCAAAGAUGUCGCUGUCCAGAGGAGCGGUGUUGUGGAGGACAUGCUCCAGGUUGUUACCGAGACACUCUGUCCGAACACAGAGCUCCGAGGCCCGGGACCUGAUGCCCCGGACCUCCCUCUCUAGGCCUCCGUGGCCGGAGCAGAUGAGCCCGGUACCGGAGGAGGAGGAGCGGAACCGACACGCCGCGGUGGUGAGCACCGUGAACCAGCGGAUCGACCGGCGGGACUUCGGCCGCCUGUUCGCCGUGGUGCACUUCGCCGGCCGCCAGUGGAAGGUCACCGACGAGGACCUGAUCCUGAUCGAGAACCACAUCGAGGCGGAGUGCGGAGAGCGGAUCCGCAUGGAGAAGGUGCUGCUGUGCGGCGCGGAGGACUUCACCCUGAUGGGCAGGCCUCUGCUCGGGAAGGACCUGGUCCGGGUCGAGGCCACCGUGAUCGAGAAGACCGAGUCCUGGCCCAAAGUCCACAUGACGUUCUGGAAGAGACACCGGUUCCAGCGCAAGAGGAUCAUCAUCCAGCCGCAGACGGUGCUGAGGAUCAACAGCAUCGAGCUGGCCCCCAGACUCGCAUGAAGAAGAAGAAGAAGAAGAGUGGACUACUUCACACAGACUGUUUGUUUUCAGUCAACAAACUGUUCACGAGUCGCUUUAAUGCUGCAACAAAGUGACUCUUUGGGAUAAAAAGUGUAAAUAAAGCUUCAACUUUUGCAGAUGA
Messenger RNA from Anarrhichthys ocellatus (wolf-eel), 721 nucleotides. It is a transcript of the gene mrpl21, whose product is annotated as mitochondrial ribosomal protein L21. Gene Ontology annotation, cellular component: mitochondrial large ribosomal subunit; ribosome. The record is from RefSeq and is a predicted model, not a curated record. Lineage: Eukaryota; Metazoa; Chordata; Actinopteri; Perciformes; Anarhichadidae. The coding region runs from base 13 to 579 and encodes 188 amino acids. Gene Ontology annotation, molecular function: structural constituent of ribosome. The transcript has a single exon.